AGCCUGCGGUCCUGGCCUUCUGCGAGUGCGACCGGGACUGGGCGGACCCGGAGUGCCGCACGCAGCGGAAGUCCCAGGCGGUCGCGUUCUCGCUCUCGCUGUUCGCUGGUUAUGUGGGGCUGGAUCACUUCUACCUCGGCGAGUACUACAGUGGCCUCGUCAAGCUCGGCACCCUCGGGGGCCUUGGCCUGUGGUGGGUCCUGGACGUCGUCCGCCUCGGCUCCGCGCCGGUCUACGCGUCCAGUGGUUUCCGGCUCGCCGCUGAUCUCCCGCACUGGAUAUACGUGGGCUCCGUGGUGGUCCUGUUCGCCUUGAUCGGCUACGGCUUCUUCGCUGUGAUCAACCCAAGCGCAACCAAGCAGCGCAAGCUGAAGAAGGCCAUGCUGCAGGCAGAGGAGGACUUCUUCAAGACGCGGAGCGCCACCGCAGAGAUCAACGCAAAUGACGCCGUGGGCAUGCCCGUCAGGUCGUCGUACCACGUCCCGUUGCCGACCGGCUUCAGUUACGGCACCAUGAUCCCUGAAGAGGUGAGGAGGGCCAGCUUCGGCAACCCGAUGGCCUCGUACUCCGUCUUCAACGACCAGCAGGCGCGCGCCGCCGGCGACGCGGCCGCCGCUGGGCAGGAGAUCUCGGCCCGGCUUCAGCAGGCCACCCCGAUGACCAACCCAGCAGAGGCGGCCACCGCGCCAGCGGGCUCAGGAGCAACGCCGCCUCCCACGCCGCCGGCCUCCGACGGUGCCCUCACGCCGAGAGGCGGCGAGGCCAGGCACGGCACGGUGUUCCUCGGCGCGCCCGUCGGCUGAGGAUCGGGCGGUGCGCCCUCUGGCUGUUUGUUGUGCAGCUUGUGAGGGCCAGGGCCAUCCCCCGUGCGGCUGCGCACACGAUGCCGCCAGCGCCUGGCUGGACCAGGAUGGGUGUUCGCUGCUACACGUAUAUACGCGCACCCAUCGCGGGCAAAGGGUGGGUCCGCUCGGGAGCGGUGCUGACGCACAGCGUCCCGCGGCCCGGCUGCAUCGCCGAGUGCAUGAAUGUACGUAUUUUCGGCAUCCGCCGUGGCGAAGUCUGCGGCGGCCGGCGCCGCGGACGCGCCUCCAGCGCCCACAUGGCCGCGAGGUCUCCUGGGCUCGUGGAAGUUACAACGGCCUCGCUCUCCGCCCGCAGGUUCUCGCGGCGUCCGCUCGCUGUCGCCACGACGAGGAAGGGCCCUGACGGAAGCGGGCCCUCGGGUUUCUCACACUUGUGGGCCUCUCGGGGCCCUCACCGGGCCUCGCUACCGUC
Molecule: messenger RNA, 1278 nt
Organism: Prorocentrum cordatum
Lineage: Eukaryota; Dinophyceae; Prorocentrales; Prorocentraceae
Source: the annotation of a GenBank genome assembly